Messenger RNA from Wasmannia auropunctata (little fire ant), 1011 nucleotides. Its product is annotated as muscle LIM protein Mlp84B-like. Gene Ontology annotation, molecular function: actinin binding; structural constituent of muscle. The transcript is spliced from 3 exons. Lineage: Eukaryota; Metazoa; Arthropoda; Insecta; Hymenoptera; Formicidae. Gene Ontology annotation, biological process: sarcomere organization; muscle tissue development. The coding region runs from base 1 to 921 and encodes 306 amino acids. The record is from RefSeq and is a predicted model, not a curated record. Gene Ontology annotation, cellular component: nucleus; Z disc; cytoplasm.
AUGCGAGUGACCCUUUUGCGAUGUAGCGAUGCGGCUCCUCGCACCACCGUAAUCGACACCGCGGCGAUCAAGGCCCCGCCCGGCAAGGGCUGUCCCCGCUGCGGUGGCGUCGUCUUUGCCGCCGAGCAGGUGCUCGCCAAGGGCCGCGAGUGGCACCGGAAGUGCUACAAGUGCCGCGACUGCACCAAGACCCUGGACUCGAUCAUCGCCUGCGACGGCCCGGACCGGGACGUUUACUGCAAGACCUGCUACGGGAAGAAGUGGGGACCGCACGGAUACGGAUUCGCAUGUGGCUCGGGAUUCCUCCAGACCGACGGGCUCACGGAGGAAGAAAUUUCGGCCAGUCGACCUUACUACAAUCCUGAUACGACCUCGAUUAAGGCGCCAGCUGGGCAGGGUUGCCCCCGUUGCGGUGGCAUGGUGUUUGCCGCUGAACAACAGCUCGCCAAGGGCACCAUGUGGCACAAGAAGUGCUUCAAUUGCGCCGAGUGUCACCGACCCUUGGACUCCAUGCUGGCAUGCGACGGCCCCGACAAGGAGAUCCAUUGCCGCGCGUGCUACGGAAAGCUCUUCGGGCCCAAAGGCUUUGGAUUCGGCCACAAACCGACUCUCGUCUCGACGGACACAGAUCAUGCUCCCUCAUAUAUCGACGCUAAGCCCCAGGUCGGCCAGAAGCGAAACGACGGGCACGGUUGCUCGCGCUGCGGCUAUCCGGUAUACGCCGCCGAGCAGAUGAUCUCGAAGAAUCGCGUCUGGCACAAGCGGUGCUUCAGCUGCGGCGAGUGUCACCGUUCCCUGGACUCGACGAACCUGAAUGACGGCCCGGACGGAGAUAUCUACUGCCGCAGUUGCUACAAUCGGCACUUUGGGCCCAAAGGCGUGGGCUUCGGAAUGGGCGCGGGCACCCUCACGAUGGCCUAAAUUCGCAGGCCCCCUAUCUCCCCCCUAUCUCACACGCCGCUCGAGGAAAAUCCUCGAUCCAGUCUUAUAUAUUAAUGUAAAUACAUCUAU